Trichosurus vulpecula (common brushtail) is the source of this 417-nucleotide messenger RNA. Its product is annotated as proteasome subunit beta type-8-like. The record is from RefSeq and is a predicted model, not a curated record. Gene Ontology annotation, molecular function: threonine-type endopeptidase activity. Lineage: Eukaryota; Metazoa; Chordata; Mammalia; Diprotodontia; Phalangeridae. Gene Ontology annotation, cellular component: proteasome core complex.
AUGGUGCGGUUGUACCGCCUUCGGAAUGGGGAGCGCAUCUCUGUGUCUGCUGCUUCCAAGUUGCUGUCCAACAUGAUGUACCAGUACCGAGGCAUGGGGCUGUCCAUGGGCAGUAUGAUCUGUGGUUGGGACAAAAAGGGCCCUGGACUAUAUUAUGUGGAUGACAAUGGGACAAGACUCUCAGGGACUGUGUUUUCCACAGGCAGUGGAAACAGUUAUGCCUAUGGAGUCCUGGACAAUGGCUACCGGCCUGACCUUAGCCCUGAGGAAGCUUAUGACCUUGUCCAUGCCACCCACUGGGAUAGCUACUCUGGGGGUUUUGUCAAUAUGUAUCACAUGAAGGAGGAUGGCUGGGUGAAGGUGGAGAGUUCAGAUGUUAGUAACCUAUUCCACAAGUACUUGAAGACUCAGGGGUGA